Messenger RNA from Seminavis robusta, 2636 nucleotides. The record is from the annotation of a GenBank genome assembly. NCBI's taxonomy places the organism in Eukaryota, Bacillariophyta, Bacillariophyceae, Naviculales, Naviculaceae.
AUGACGACCGUGCCAACUCCGUUGGAACGAAUCCUGUUCCAUGUAGCCCGCUAUGUGGCGGAAAACGCUACUUCUGUCCAUGACGACGACCAUGGCUCAGGGAUGGAUGACGAUCAUACCAUCGACGUGCAUGCUGCUGACAGUCAUGGUGAUGACCAUGGUGGUGGACACUCUGAAUUUGGCGUCCACAUUACCUACAAUGAUUUGUACAACUCGAUCGUUUUUCUCACGGCAAUCUACGUGGCUGGAGUCAUCAGUGCGCAAGUCUUGAAAAUGCCCAACUUGGUCGGAGAGGUUUUUGCUGGCAUCAUUCUGGGCCCUCCUCUCUUGGACUUUGUCCCCAAUCCAGAAGCGUGGGUGUUGUUGGGAGAAAUUGGUCUGAUCAUUUUGGUUUUGGAAGCGGGUAUUGACAUUGAUGUAUCCACGUUGAAGCUGAUUGGUACUCGUGGUUUCUUGAUUGCCGUCAUUGGGUCGAUUCUGCCAAUUGCACUGGGUAUGUUCAUUGCAUGGGCCAUCGAUGCAGGAGAUACCAAAGCCAUCAUCGCCGCCGGUGCCGUAUUUGGACCCACUUCCUUGGGAAUUGCCUUGAAUAUUUUACGUGGAGGUGGUAUUCUGAAUACUCCUGUUGGACAAUUGAUCAUUUCGGCGGCUGUCAUUGAUGACAUGAUUGCCUUGAUUGUUCUGUCACAGCUAGAAUCAUUGGUGGGAGAAAUCACCGUCGCUGGAAUUCUCAUCCCGGUCGUCUCCGCAACGUUGUAUCUCGUGGUAGGUGGAUACAUUGCCAUUUGGGUCGCUCCGCCGCUUUUGGAGAAAUACAUCACGGGGAAAGCAGGACCGGAAAACAAGGACAAAAUGGAAAUGGCAAUCAUGUUUGGCUUGGUGCUGGCUUUGAUGCCGGCGACCUACUACAGCAAGGCGUCCUAUCUGAUGGGAGCCUUUGUCGCCGGUCUCACUUUCUGUACCAGUCAUGAGCUUCACACGCUCUUUGUACGACAAUUCAAACGACUCUUGCAAUGGUUGAUGCGAGUCUUCUUUGCGGCUAGUAUUGGAUUCCAAGUGCCCAUUAAAGAUUUCGGCAAUGUGACCGUCAUUUGGCAAGGUUUGGUCUUUACCCUGGCGCUGCUCGGAAAGUUGGCUGUGGGAUUUCUGGUCCCCAACUUUACGCAAUCCAAAAGCUUUACCAAUCAGCAUUUGCGAGACUGUCUCAUCACCGGUUUCAGUAUGGCAGCAGAAGGAGAAUUCGCCUUUGUCAUUGCUGUUUAUUCUGUCGACAAUGAAUUGAUUUCCAAGGACUUGUACGCCAGUGUGGUUCUGGCUGUCUUGAUCAGUACCGUCAUCCCUCCCUUUGCUCUCCGAUUCACAAUCAGUUACUACAACAAAAAGGCAGAAGAGGCAGUGCAGCAAGCCGUCAAGGAGGAAAUGAAUCGAAAUCACGAUUUGGAAAGUACUGUAGACGAACCCGAUCGGGCGCAUAAAUUGGAGGAAGGAAUUCGAAACAAGUCGGCCGUAUUCUUGUGUAUCCAGACUCAGUCUUCAGCUUCUUGGGGCCUCAUGCACCGCCUCAUGGCAACAAUGGCUAGGCUGGGAAUGGAAGUCAUUGACCAUCGCGCUUGGUCUCCUCGAGGUGUGAAUACGACUCUUGUGAACGAGAUCUACGUCAAGGACACCCUUGAAGUCUCGAAAGGAGCCAGCAAGGAGGAACUUGAAAAGCGAAUUGCUGAAAUCACCCAGGAACUGAUGGAUACUAUCAAUCAACCGGAAGUUGCUAAGGUCAAGGUCCAGCGCUGGUACCCUGGAGUUGUCGAGGAGUACACGGAAGAAGUGGAUGAAAACCAAAGGGUACAGAGGCGACAAUCAUUGAAUGUGGAACAGCGCGUUUUGGAGGCAGCCACCGCAGAAUUGGAGCGCAAACAGGCUGCGCAAACCACUGCCACGCACGAGAAAUCUGUGGCAGAGAUCUUGCGGGAGAUGGGGAAGGAUGUUGGUCCCGACACUUCUCCUUCUGCUGCUGCCCCUGCCGCAGCCGCAGACGGCACUGCGGAUCCUCCGAAAAAAGCUCGAAGGCGACGACAGAAGAUGCGUUCGACUCCUGUGAUCGGUGGCGGCUUGUUUGGAGAGGGAGCAGACAAGGAUGAUGAGGCUGGUGGCGCUGAUCAACGAGGUAAAUUCACCAAAGCGAGUGCGCUCCCUUCAGCGAAAACCCUGUUGGAGUCUUUCAAGGGCACUGGCCAUGCUGCCGAAAUCACUAUCGAUGGCGAGGUGUACAAGAUCCGUGUCAACGAAGCUACCCUCAAAAGCCUCCGACAAGGAUACAGCGGAGAGAUGCUGGACAGUCGUGGUAUUUCGGUCAGUGGAGGUUUGACGAUUCAGCAGGACGAAGCCACGGUUGUGAAUCGACUGCAGGGAUUUGUGCGAAACGCUCAACUUGGUCAGAUCAAAGAAGAGGUUGCCGACGCUUCAGAAACUUCAGGAGAUGACCACAAGGACAAGACAGCAGCUUCCGAGAAAGAGGGGGCAGUCUCAGCUUCAGAUUGAGCUGGACAGUGAACAAUCAUCUUUUCCCCUGCCUUUUUACCUGAAUUCAUAGUGGCCCCGUGCACCGUUCCGUACUUCCAUAAACGAUGUCUUGCAAGGGC